UAUAGAGAAGACACACACACAUCGAUAUCUUUUCUCGUCUAGCCGUGCUCAAGCUAGCCAGCGUCAGCUGUCGAUCGAGACAUGGCAGCUUCCGCGCUGUCAGCUGCGCUCGCGGCCACGCUACUCCUGGCUGCGGCGACGGCCGGCGCCGACGAGGCGCCGUGCACGCGAAGGCCGGUGGUGUUCGCGUUCGGCGACUCGAACACAGACACGGGCGGCGCGGCGGCGGCGCUGGGGAACUACUUCCCGCUACCGGAGGGCCGCGCCCACUUCCGCCGCUCCACCGGACGUCUCUGCGACGGCCGCCUUGUCAUCGACUACCUUUGUGAGAGCCUGAACAUGAGCUACCUGAGCCCUUACCUGGAGGCGCUGGGGUCUGACUUCAGCAACGGCGCCAACUUCGCCAUGUCCGGCUCCACCACCAUGCCGCGGGACAGGCCCUUCGCGCUGCACGUCCAGGUGCAGCAGUUCCUCCAUUUUAAGCAGCGCUCCCUCGACCUCAUCACCCACGGCGAGAACGUUCCCGUCGACGCGGUGGGUUUCCGAAACGCGUUGUACGUCAUCGACAUCGGUCAGAACGAUCUCUCUGCCGCGUUCUCUAGCAGGCUGCAAUACGAUGACGUCGUCCGUAAGAGGAUCCCGGCCAUACUCUCCGAGAUAAAGGAUGCUAUUAUGACUCUGUACUACAAUGGAGCUAAGAACUUUUGGGUCCAGGGCACCGGGCCCCUGGGCUGCCUUCCGCAGAAGCUCGCCGAGGCUAGGGCCGACGACGGCGACCUGGACGACAGCGGCUGCCUCAGAACACUCAACAACGGUUCCUACGAAUUCAACAGCCAGCUCUGCUCCGUCUGCGACAGACUCACCACGCAGCUCAAAGGCGCCACCAUCGUCUACACCGACAUUCUGUCCAUCAAGUACGACCUGGUCUCCAACCACAGCGGCUACGGCUUCGAGGAGCCGCUCAUGGCGUGCUGCGGCCACGGCGGGCCGCCUUACAACUACGACCUCAACGUGAGCUGCCUCGGCCCCGGCUAUCGUGUGUGCGAGGACGGCUCCAAGUUCCUCAGCUGGGACGGCGUGCACUACACCGACGCCGCCAACGCCGUUGUCGCCGCCAAGAUCCUGUCGGAAGAGUUCUCCACGCCCAGAGUGGACUGA
Molecule: messenger RNA, 1158 nt
Organism: Lolium rigidum
Lineage: Eukaryota; Viridiplantae; Streptophyta; Magnoliopsida; Poales; Poaceae
Product: GDSL esterase/lipase At1g09390-like
Exons: 5
Coding region: 82-1158 (358 amino acids)
Molecular function (GO): hydrolase activity, acting on ester bonds
Source: RefSeq, a predicted model, not a curated record